GAAAGAAUGGCUACACUGCCAACAGGGCACCUUCGAUCGAUGGGCUGCUGUCAACAAAACCUUUAUAAAAUAUUUAUUAAAUAAAUUCUUUAUAAGACGCAGUCAUUCCUCUACGAUAAGUUUAGCUCUUUCCACGUGCAUGUCACAAUAUUGUACAUCAGUGAAGUAUACAAGAUCUGGAGCGAUAGUGAAAGUGAAUUGCAUAGUUUGAUUCAAUUCCAUGAUAGUGACGGGGCUGUCGGACACAGCUGUAGCAUAUGUGAGCGGAGCUUGUGCAAAUGUUAUGUAAGCACUGGUAGCGCGCGGCAUGUCUUGGAUGAAGCGGCCUCAGGGUGGCACGGCACCGCCGCCGGGCCCCGAGCGACAGUCCUACGCCGCACCCCAGGUACAGGCAUUUGGGAACCAGCAGAACAUGUACCCAAAUUAUCAAGCAGGUACAGCUACAGGCAAUGUUCAACCACAGCAAUUCUGGCAGAUGCCACCCCAGCAACAGGGCCAGUAUGGUCAGCAAUUUGGACAAGUUUACCAACAGCAAGACUAUCCUCCCAAUGCUAACCAGUUUUAUCAGCAACCAGCUCCAAACCAGUUCAACCAGAACUACACCAGUCAAGGUUUUAAUAACACUCAAACCCAAAGUUACCAGCAAAAUUAUUACCCAACUGAAGGAGCCACACAACAGAACUUUCAACAAAAUAAGCCCAAUGCUGACAGUUGGGAAGACAAUUGGGACUGGGGAUGGGAGGAAUCAGCUAAACAAGCUCAGAAAGCCAGCCAGAAUGCUGGCCAGCAACCUGCACCUCCUCAACAGGCAGCCUUCAAUAAUGCUAAUGUUAUAGAAGAGAGUUUUGCUUCAACUGAUAGCUGGAAUUGGUCGAUGGAUGAAAAGAAAGAGUCAAAGACGCCUGUGUCUGUCCCUCACAACAAUGAAAAUAAGGAACCCUUCUCUCUUCCCACAAAGCCUGCAGCAAGUAGUAACUCUGAUUCUGAACCGGUAAAUAACAUGCCUCCCGCACAUACUGAGGAAGUUCGGAGCUUGAAUGAUAAAGAAGUGGUAAGGGAGCGUCUGCCUAAUCUAGCUUUAGGUAAACGCUUCCAUUUAGACAAUUUAACGCCGCAAUGGUCCAUAGAAUCCCAAAUGUCCCAAGAAUCAAGUGAUGGGCCUCACACUCACUCUGAAGGAACUUAUAGGAGUGAUAAUCAAUCUAGGAACUCUAGUAAAAGCAGUCCAGGGUUAAAUACAGACAACUCUAAUUUUAAUUAUUCUCAAGUGGGCCUUGAUGAAAGUUUCCCUCAGAACAAUGAAUGGUCAAGACCAACAGAUGAACCCCCCACUGACCAUGUUCAAAGUAACAGCAGACGUGAAAGUCAUGAUGAGCUAUCUGCGUCUCUGCAAGAACUGAAUUUGAACAACCAUAAAAAACCAUCAACAGAUACAUUACACCAGAGCCAUAACGAUGAUUCUAUAAGCAGUCAUGAUUUAGGUCCUGCAACACAUCCCCUCCCAGCUGUGUCUCCACUCAGUUUUCCAAGUCCUAUUGCAUCUAAUGUGGUUCCACCUGUUACCAACAUGCCUCCUCCACCACCAGUUACAUCUACAUCAUUACCUUCAAGUGUAUCCUCCUCUUCUACACUACCAGCUGCUUCUUCUUCCUCAGCAAUACCUCCUCCAAAUUACCCACCACCUACAUCAAAUCAAAAUCCUUUCAAAAUGAAUGCAGGCCCAUUCUCUCACAAAACAAUAGCUAAAGUGUCAACUAGUGCUACAAGUGCACAGGCAUUCCCUGCACCUAGUGCGACUCUGGCAUCUCCUGCAGUUGUUAGCAAAGUGUCUCAGCACAACAGAGUGUCACAGGGUUUUGAAGCAAACCUAGAAACUACACCAGAUAAUUCAGAACGACCAGACCAGCCCCAAAUAUCAGCGUUUCGACCAUUGCCUGUCUCGCAACAGGUACCCGAUAAUAUGGAGAUAGCCCCACAAAAUGAUAGAAACGAAUAUCUACAAACAGCACAUUUGUCAAGCAGUGAUUAUGAAGGAAAUACAGACUUUAGUAGAGGCCCGCCUCCGCCUGGGUUGCGACGAAUGGUAGUAGGUCAACAACAAUCGGAAUAUAAUCAAAAUUUGAAUAUUUCCGGAGAUGAACCUCCACCUGGCUUGGCUAGAAUGGUCCCAGGUCAACAGACCGAAUCUGUAAAUACAUACAAUCAAGCCGGAGAAAAUUAUUUGGACCGUCAUAUUGACGGACAGCCAACUGAAAAUAGCGCCCGUCCUUACCGCCAGGCUGAUGGCCAACAAACACCAGACAAUUACACACAGGCGCCGCCAGCCAGGGCCGCAGAGAGACGACCUAUAGGGCUUGACAGAAUGGUUCCAGGCGAACCAAGCAACGAUGAGUACCCGCAAUAUCCGACUUCCAACUAUGCUGGCACGAACGAACAUCGCGUGGUCACAGGUCUGGACCACGACUUCUCUAUGCCGACUGACGCCGGGCCACCAGAUGUGAGGGAACAAAAUGUCGACGGUUCUGAUUAUACUGAACAUAGUUCCAGGAAUCCACAGAGGAACAUAAUAGGUGCUAGGGAGUCCAGUAACGACGUCUCUCCGGAUUUCAGCGCACCACCAGAUGAUCAGCAGAGAGAAGUCACUAUGGAGGGUGAAAACCUGCAAGAUUUGAGCAUAAUUUCUUCAACAGAGCUAACAUACUCCCGAGAACAAGUAUUGGAUGGUGCUGAUAUUACACUCGCAGAUAUCCCUACUGACAGAAAGACUGAUUUAUCAGAUUCUAUAGACCACCCUACGACAAGUUCUAGGCGCCAAUCUCUAAAUAGAGUUAACACUUCGGGGGAAGACUCCGAAAGAGAUAGAGCAUUCAAAUCAUCGCCAAGAAGAGACAGAGACAAGCAUAAGUCGACCAGAGAUAGAGAUUCGAAGCGGGACAGAGACCGCGAUCGAGAGAGAGAGAGGGAACGAGACAGAGAACGUGACAAAGACGGCAGGUACUCUCGCGGCGACCGAAAGUACGAGCCUGACAGGAGAUCCGGCAGGGAGGAGCGCCGCGAGCGAGACGCCUACCCGCGCGAGCGACGCGACCGCGACAGCCCGGACGCGCGCCGCCACCGCCGCACGCGCGCGCCGCGCUACGAGACCGAGGACACGGACUACUACAGCGACCGGGAGAGAGAUCGAAGGCGCCAUCGCGAGGGCUCGUACACCUCUUCCAAACCGCCCCGUCCGGAAGACAAAGAGCGGCGGUACGUUGAGGAGCGAGACCGCAACAAACGGUACCACACGAUAGAACGAGACAGACGAUAUGAGGACGACCGCGAGAGGCGCGAGCGGCGGCGCGGCGACCGCUACCGCGACCGCUACGAGCGCGCCUACCGCGACAUCGACCCCUCGCGCAAGCACGGCAAUCUGCGCGCGCAGCGCGACGAGGACGCUAGGAGAGUUGUGACAUUCUCGAGCGAUGCAAAAACUAAUGAUAGUUGUUUGGGACAAGGCGAGCUGUCGGCGGCGUCGCGGCCGGAGUCGCGCGAGGCGCCCGCCACGGACGACGACUCGCACGAGGCGCGCCGCCGCGCACGCGCGCGCCGCACCGUCGAGCCCUUCUAUGACGAGUAUGGCAGCGGUAUGGGUGGCGGGUACGCGGACCCGUACCUGGUGCAGCGGCAGCAGUACCAGUACUACGAGCACCUGCGGCUCACCAACCCCGCCGCCUACAUGCAGGUAUACAAGCAGCUGAUGGCAGGCCACGCGCCGCCCGUGCCGUCCUACUUCACCCCGAUCACAGAGCUGGGCGGCGCGCCGUACGAGGAGCGGCGCGAGGACCGCGGCAGCGUGCACUCCGGCCGCUCCAGCGCCGCCGGCCUCAAGGGGAACGACACGGACCUGAACACGGACAUGUCGCUGAACUUGCACCUGGAGGAGUCGACCGUGCGGUCCGAGCGGAUGACGCCGUUCCGGUACUCCACGGCGCACAGCAAGGGCAGCGUGGCGUCGCGCGACGUGGUGCUGGUGGCGGCCGGGUACCCGGCGGACGGCGCGCCGGGCCCCGUGCGCGUGCUGUCGCUGGCGGCGGCGCUGCAGCGGCUGCCGGACGCGGCGGAGCUGGCCGCCUACCCCGGCCCUCUGCUCAAAGGCACAACGCACAAGAAGAGUGUAAUCGAAUACUGCAAGUUGCGCGCGCGCAGUGCGGCCCACGAGGGCGCGCGUGACGUCACGGGCUACGUGCUGCUGUGGGAGCUGCUGGCGCUCAUGCUGCGUCAGAACGGGGUGGUGGUAGGCUCAGACAUAGCGGAGCUGCUGAUGAAGAACACCCACGAGUACCCGGACACGGCAGCAACCAGCAGGCGCGGCUCCGGCGCCGAGCCCCGCGAGCCUCGACCCGAGCCCCGCGACUCCCGGUCCGAGCCCCGCGACGAGGACAACUACUCGCCCGACCAGCCCGCGCCCUCAAUGGACGACAUGAGUGAGUGCCUGACAUCCCUGCUUCAGUGCAAAUACUGA
This is a messenger RNA of Spodoptera litura, 4504 nucleotides long. NCBI's taxonomy places the organism in Eukaryota, Metazoa, Arthropoda, Insecta, Lepidoptera, Noctuidae. The record is from RefSeq and is a predicted model, not a curated record.